This is a messenger RNA of Notechis scutatus (mainland tiger snake), 1618 nucleotides long. RefSeq names its product peroxisomal biogenesis factor 11 alpha (gene PEX11A). Gene Ontology annotation, biological process: peroxisome fission. Gene Ontology annotation, cellular component: peroxisomal membrane. The record is from RefSeq and is a predicted model, not a curated record. NCBI's taxonomy places the organism in Eukaryota, Metazoa, Chordata, Lepidosauria, Squamata, Elapidae.
GAUUCUAGUCCAGAGUUUGCAGCGGUCCAGUGGGGCUUGCAGGUGGCAUGGAGGCUUUUGUGCACUUCACCAACCAGACGCAGGGUCGGGAGCGACUGUUUCGAGCAACUCAAUAUUCAUGCAUGCUGCUUAGCUAUAUUUUAGAGCGUAAGACUCACCGGGAGAAAGUGAUUAUGAAGCUCAAACUUCUGGAAUCGAGCAUGAGCUCAGGACGCAAGAUGUUUCGGCUUGGCAAUAUCGUGCAUGCCAUAGUGGCAGCCCAUCAAGCUUCCCUGUUGCCCCAUGCCAUUCCUCGCUUCUGCCUGACUGCCUCCAAUGUGAACCGGGCUAUGUACUUCGCCUGUGACACUGUCUUGUGGGUGCAGAGCGCUGGGCUCCUCUCGGAGAUCAACCAGAAGAAGUGGCGCAACUGGGCGACCAAGUGUUACUACUAUUCCCUGGUGAUAAACCUGGUCAAGGAUUUUUACGAGCUCUGCUGGCGCAUGAAGCAGACAGCAUCCAGCCAGGCUGAAAGGCCUGAAAAGACCUUGACUCCUGGCAGGCAAAAAUUUCAAAACAUGGCUUUCCUGGCCAACAGUGAGCUACAGACUUUUCUCCUGCUUGUAUUCCUCACGUUAAGGAACUAUCCACCCCUUUUGCUGGACACGGUGAAGAACCUUUGCGAUAUCUUUAGUCCAUUGGAUCGUCUGGGCAUCUACAAGACCAACCCUGGAGUUAUAGGGCUGUGUGGCCUGAUCUCCUCCCUGGUGGGAAUCCUUACUGUGAUGAGGCCGCAUUUAAGGUUGAAACACUGAGCUUCUCUCAGGACUCCCCUUUUGCACAGUGGCGUUUCACACACCUUGUGCAUAUUGGCUUCCCUUCGUUGAUGAUGGAGUUUUGUUCUUCUUACCCCUAGCUGAAUUCUUUCUUCUUGACCUGGGUUAAGUCUGGAGAGGGAUAAAGGGCCCUUCACUGAAGAUCUUUCUCCAGCUAUGCAACCAAAGAAGCAAAACUCACACUACUCAAGAUGUGUCGGUAUCGAGCCUUGGUGAGGAGCCAGUCCGUUGUUUAUUCUGGGAUAGAGAGCAGCAGAUUUGAAAUUAAUUUGAAAGAGAAUGGCCUUCUCAGAUUAUGUAAUCCCCUCUCCCCUGCUUUAUAAGGUUUUAUUGGUGAUAUCUGGGAUGAAUUCCGGAGCUUAACAAACCUUCUUUAACCAGAAACAUUAGACUACAUGUUCACAGGCAGCCAAAUUGCUGUCUCUAGCUAACUGUUAGUUAUUUUUGUUUCUGGUCAGACUGUGAAGUUUUUUUUUAGGCUUUUAGUUUUUAUGCCACGCUCAUUCUUUUGCCUGUGAAAUCAAGAUGAGCAUGUGUUCAUCAAAAACACAUUUGAUCCCCCGGAAGAAGGGUAUACAGUAUUGGAGCAUUGUUUUCAGGUGCUAACUGUACAGUGGAGAUGAGGGUGAAGUGUUUUUGUGUGUGUGUGUGUGUGUGUAUUUGUACUUUAUGCAUUGCUAGAAAUGAGACCAUUCACCUUGGUUGGCAGAUGGGACUAACUAUUGUGCCUUUUUCUUCAGCAUUCCGAUUCUCUCUGAAAUAAGUGCAAUUGUACUUGGUUGAGGGGAAAAAUAAAAGAAUAU